CCCUUUUUGCGUGACGUAUUGAAGAUGAGGCAAUUGAGUCCCACCUGCGACUUUUUUCCUUGUCAGUCAACAACUUUUCAGAGUAGGAACGUGUGGCCGGUUCGUGUCUUCUGGACUACAAUAUAUGUACCGAAGAAUGAACACAAUCCCAUUUGUCAUUUUUGUGUUGAUUUGGUCUUUUGCAUCCACUGCCACGUUUCCUCCGGGUGGCCAAGACUCGCAAAGCAUCUGGACCCGGCAGGAAGCCGUCUGCAGAGAUGGGCAGUACUGGAACGGCAAAUUCUGUUGCUUAAACUGCCCAGCUGGUACUUAUUUGAAGUCAGACUGCACUGCGCCAGGUGAAAAGGGGCAGUGUGAGAAAUGUGCAGAUGAAACAUACACUCAACAUGCCAAUCACCUCUCGCAAUGUAUCGCAUGCACCAAGUGCGGUCCAGAUCAAGAGAUUGUCUGGCCUUGUAACCGCACCCAAAACACCGAAUGUCAGUGCAAAGGAGGACGAUUCUGUGCACCCGAACAAGCAUGCGAGAUUUGCAGUAAAUGUUCAAGAUGUGAGAAGGAUGAAAAGGUUGUUCGCAACUGCAGUGCGACCUCAAACACAGAGUGCAAGAAAAUCCCACUGCAGUCUGACUCUGCCUCAGGAAACACUGCCAUUAUUGUGUGCAGUGUGCUCACCUUCCUUUUUGUGUUGUGUGGACUAAUUUACUGCUGUACGAAGAAGCUGGCAAGAGUUUUGGACAAUCUUGGUGGUUGCAUCUUCCCCUUAGGCUCUGUAGGAAACGAGCUGAAAGCUGAGCACGUGCUAGAGGGGAACAACGAACAAAGCCAAAAGCCGGGAUGCUCCAGUCUGAUCUUUUCUCAGCCACGGGUGAGAGGUCAAAGCUCAGCCACGAUGGAGGAUGAGUGCCAAGCGCUGUGUGAAAGCCACAACAGCUCUGCCAAUAACUCCCAACAAAAUCUAACCAACCAGCCCCCUGCUUUCCCCGCCUCUGCCCACCGAGCGUCUCUGACUGCCAUUCAGCCCGAUUUGAGGGAGGAUGAGCCUUUUCCAGAGCUGAUUCCUAUAAAUGGUGAAGAAUCUCUCAGGAGGUGUUUCCGGUAUUUCGAGGAAGUCGAUAUCGACUAUUACAAGAGGUUCUUCCAUCAACUUGAACUGAAUAGCAAUGUGAUCAAAAGCAAAGACCCACUUGUCUAUGAGGACAGGAUUCACGAGUUGCUGAACAUCUGGUUGGAGAAGGAGGGCAAGGACGCAAGUUUAAAUGACCUGCUGAAAGCGUUGCUGAAGUUUGAUCAAAGACGUACGGCUGAGAUAAUCAAGGCGAAAGCACUGGAAAAUGGCCAUUAUGUUUUACAGAACUAGUCAUGACAAAUUGUUUGCAGAACGUCUGGAAUUUCUUUCCAUACUUGUGAUGAUGAUAUGACCGGAUGUAGUGCAGUUUUGUGCACGCCACCGGAUUGUGACACAGUUGUGCGUCUUGCAAGUUUUCGCAGACGUAUGCACAGGCAUUGAUAGUGCGCCGUAGUGAAAUCGCACGGUGCAAUAAAACAAAUGCUUGGGGUUAAAAAGGCAUUCUAAUUUCUGUCCAUGAACGACCACAAAAGUGUACUUUGUGAAGUGACUGUGACAGAUGGAAAAUGCCAUCUCUCAUGUUGAAAGCAUUUCAGGGAACUAUCAAAGUACUUUUCUGUAGUUUGUGUAGUGAUUGACUGGGGUGAAAAAUGCCUUCUCAUUUCUGUCGAAAGCAUUUCAAUGAACUACCACAAGUGUGUUGUGGAGUUUGUGAAGUGACUGUGACAGGUGGAAAAUGCCUUCUCAUUUUUGUUGAAAGCAUUUCAGGAACAAUCACAAGUAUUUUGCGUAGUGACUGUGACUCUCAGAUGCCUCAGGAAUGACUUUGUUUGUUGAGCAAAUGAACACUGGACAUUUAGGACGAUGAAUGCGAAAGAGUAAGAUGAUGAGUUACAUCAUUUGCAUUUUUUGACAAAGUUUUACAGAGCAUAUAUAUCCUAACUUAUUAGGUUUACAUCCAAACUGGUUGAGAUGAUUUAAUUUGUCUCUUGUAGAACUUUGGCUGCUGUUACUGUGAGUGAUUGACAUAGGUGCUCGAAUUAACUGCACUUUAGGUGUUUUACUGAGAUUUAUGUCCGUUACUCCAUCCACUCAAUGUUUCUGAAAUCUUCGUUUCAUGAAAUGUUAGAAAUUGAAUUCCAUUGGCAAACAAUGUGGAUUAACUUUGUGUCUGCUUUUGUCAUUGGAUUUGGAUACAACUAGCACAGAUGAAUUGGAUACCUUUCUUUAUUUAUUUAUUUUUACUUAUUCCGUGUUUUGAGUUUGGAGCACAUACACAUUCUGAAACGAUGAAGGAGAGACAUUUUUCAAUCAGCCCUUUGAAUGCUAGCCUUAUUCAGCUGCAUCAUGGCGCUUUGCUGAAGAUGUCUUAAUGACAGCACUAAAGCUUUGAGGACGCUUGUCUUAAGCGUUUUUUUUUGUCCACCCGCUUCCCCCCCAAGGUGAAGGGCUGUCAGUUUUAGAUUAAAAUAUUAAUUUAUAUGUUGCUGCUAAGUCUAUGUACUUCUGAAGUUUGAUGUGGUUACACUUUUCGUUGUGAAUUAUCCCACUGAGUGCUCAAUGUUGUCAGGCAGUCAUUUUAAAAUACCUUUUGAAGUUUGAUAUUUGUCUACAUAGGAUUGUAGGUACACUAUUCUAUUUUUGUACCCCUCCUGUAUGUUCAAGAACUAUUGUUGAAAUGUGUCAAUGUAACUGCAACAAUAAAACUCUUUCUGAAAGAUUU
Messenger RNA from Hippocampus zosterae (dwarf seahorse), 2789 nucleotides. It is a transcript of the gene hdr, whose product is annotated as hematopoietic death receptor. Gene Ontology annotation, molecular function: protein binding. Gene Ontology annotation, biological process: positive regulation of apoptotic process; TRAIL-activated apoptotic signaling pathway. NCBI's taxonomy places the organism in Eukaryota, Metazoa, Chordata, Actinopteri, Syngnathiformes, Syngnathidae. Gene Ontology annotation, cellular component: plasma membrane; cell surface. The transcript has 10 exons. The record is from RefSeq and is a predicted model, not a curated record. The coding region runs from base 125 to 1357 and encodes 410 amino acids.